AUGUCUUCAAUUAGAGAAAAAGACCAAGUACAAGUAAAUAGACUUGAGGGUGAUCUUGCGCAUUCGGAUUCCUCUACCACUCAUAAUUCAAUUGUUACACAAGAUCAACCUACAAAAACAGAAGCUGAUACUACAAACGACGUUGAAUUAGGACACCAACUUACAAGAACAUCAACUAUUCAAUCCGUACAAAAGAAGAUGAGCAACUUGUUGGAUAAUCCAAUCUUCUCUGGCUUUUUGCUGAUUCUAGCUGGUGUCACAAUCGCAUUUCAAGCAGGCUGUAAUGCUACAUUAAAUCGAUAUGGAGGAAGAGCUUUUUCUUCUGUAAUAUCAUUCUCUGUGGGGGUAGCCUGUUGUCUGAUAUUUUUUGCAGUCGAUGUUACUGUUGGCAACACACCUUUGCCCAACGAUCGUGUCAAAACUGCACCGUGGUAUGCUUGGAUUGGUGGUAUUCUUGGUGCCUACUACGUGAUUAUCAACAUUUUGACAGUGCCAAGAUUAGGCGCAGCCACCGUGCUAAGUAUUUUUGUUUGUGCACAGAUUAUUAUGGCUUGUUUAAUUGACCAUUUUGCUUUGGUGGGUGUGGCUAAAAGAACAUAUACUGUGUGGAGAAUACUAGCAUCUUUUGGGCUAGUGGGAUGUGUAGUAGUUAUUGCAAAAUUCUAG
Messenger RNA from Mucor velutinosus, 666 nucleotides. RefSeq lists its product as uncharacterized. The record is from RefSeq and is a predicted model, not a curated record. Lineage: Eukaryota; Fungi; Mucoromycota; Mucoromycetes; Mucorales; Mucoraceae. Gene Ontology annotation, cellular component: plasma membrane. The coding region runs from base 1 to 666 and encodes 221 amino acids. The transcript is spliced from 4 exons.